GUGGAGGUAGCGUUUGGUAGCGUGGAAGAUUUGGCAGCCAAAUACACAACUAAAUCGUCGCGUUUCAGCGACAGAAGUCCAGUUUGAUUGAGACAGUUCAGAAUAUUCUCAGUUAAGUGCAAUCUAUUUGAGUGAAAAGGUGCUCUAAAAUGUCCAAAACACAAAAUAAAGGCUUCACAAAAGAAGAGGAACUCCUUCUGCAAGACUUCAGUCGAGAUGUAUCUACAAAAUCAUCAGCUCUUUUCUACGGUAACGCACUAAUAGUGUCGGUUAUACCCAUAUGGUUGUUCUGGAGGAUCCAUAUGAUAGAUAUUUAUUCUUCAGUAGCUUUAUUUGUUGCUGUAACCGCUAUGUCCACAUUCUCAUUAGCAAUGGCAUACAGAAAUACUAAAUUCACACUCAAGCACAAAAUCGCUGUGAAAAGGGAAGAAGCAGUAACGAGAGAGCUUGGAAAAAAACUAGCAGAAGACAAAAAAAUGAGUAAGAAGGAGAAAGAUGAAAGGAUCUUGUGGAAGAAGAACGAAGUAGCAGACUUCGAAGCUACCACUUUUUCCAUUUUUUACAAUAAUGCCCUGUUCCUGACUAUUGUUAUUGUUACAAGCUUUUAUAUACUACGCUCCUUCACACCAACUUUGAACUAUGCCUUGUCAAUUGGUUCAGCAGCUGGUUUAUUAGCAUUAUGGUCCACCGGAAAACAGUAGGAAUUUAAGUUAUUGAUUAUGUAAUCAAUUCAACAAUUAUUAAAUUAUAUUAUAAUUUUUUGUACAAUGAUCUUUAUAAAUGCUCCAAUUUGUGGAAA
Messenger RNA from Coccinella septempunctata (seven-spotted ladybird), 799 nucleotides. RefSeq names its product translocon-associated protein subunit gamma. Gene Ontology annotation, cellular component: membrane; endoplasmic reticulum. The record is from RefSeq and is a predicted model, not a curated record. NCBI's taxonomy places the organism in Eukaryota, Metazoa, Arthropoda, Insecta, Coleoptera, Coccinellidae. Gene Ontology annotation, biological process: SRP-dependent cotranslational protein targeting to membrane. Bases 150 to 701 code for a protein of 183 amino acids. The transcript has a single exon.